CCAGAAGAAGCACAAUGUGUCCCCCACCAGAUGUACUAUCCCUCCCCUAAUGCACCAUACAUACCUUGGAAGGUGUAUUGUAGCUGAAUAAUGCAAGAAGGUACUUCUGCUCAUGGUAUAUACUUUAGCAAUAUGAUAAACCUUUUGGUAUAUUUGUAGUAUGUAUAGAUAAGUCAUAAUGGAAGAUUUUCCAAAGACUCCACUUAUUGGGAGUAAUAGCUCAGCUCCAUUAAGUCAAGGGCAUGUCUUUUUCUUGUAGUUUAGAGCUUCUGAUUGAGGACAUUUUAUUUUUUUCAGUUGAAUCCUGACUCUUGGGAAAGAGGAACCAGGAAAAUCUCCUCAGUAGUGUUAUAGUGUCCUUUGGAAAAACUGAAGAAAUAAUUUGCUUCUGAUUGACUUUUUCAUUUGCAUUCUCCAUCUUUAAAGCUGAGGCCUGUCUCUUUAAUAAUUUCUGCUUCUCAAAGUGCAAGUGGCUUUAAGUUUGCUUCUUUUCAGGGGGGAAAGUACACUUGGAUAAAAGGUUACUCAGCUCCCAUGUAUGGAUUUAUUGUCACUUGAGUUUUUGUGAUAAAAUUACUCCAGUAAGCCUGAUGAUCAGUACAAUAUACCUUUCUAAAUCUCAGAAGCGGCAGUUGGUGUUCGACCUAUAGAACCCUUUCACUUUUAAUAACUCCUCCGUAAAGUUUCUUGAUUUUUAUUUCUGUGUUCUUUUCACUAAAACAGGCUGCAGUAAAUUCCUGUGUGUAUGUAGAAUACUAGCUUCUUAGAGGAGAAACGUUUGAGUUUCAGGAACAUUUUGUUUGAUGUUGUAGUGUGUGGUAGGCAGCUGCUAAUAUUCUUUUAUACCAGAAAAGAUGCAAUUGGGAUAUGACCUAUCUACCACUCUGCUGGAAGAACUUCCUAAUUUGGGGCUAUCAAAUAUAAGCACCAAGGAAUCCUUACCAAGGCUACAUCAUUGUGAAAUACAUGGACAUGUGAUGUUUCUCCUCUGAAAACAUGGAGUGGGUUCUCCUGAAUGCCAUCUGCUGAGAGUCACAUCUGUUAAUUUAGGGAGAGCUGAUGCUGAGACCGAGUUUCAGGAAGGGACCAUGGAUCUGCCCAGUGGGAGAAGUUUCAUGCAAGUUCUCUGUGAGAAAUACAGCCCCGAAAACUUCCCGUACCGUCGUGGUCCUGGAAUGGGCGUUCAUGUCCCAGCUACACCUCAGGGCUCACCUAUGAAAGAUCGUCUCAACCUCCCAAGUGUGCUGGUGUUGAACAGCUGUGGAAUAACCUGUGCAGGGGAUGAGAAUGAGAUCGCUGCCUUCUGUGCUCAUGUGUCCGAACUGGAUCUGUCUGACAAUAAACUAGAAGACUGGCAUGAGGUCAGUAAAAUUGUGUCAAACGUCCCCCACCUGGAGUUUCUGAACCUGAGCUCCAACCCUCUGAAUCUGUCGGUCUUAGAGAGGACGUGUGCUGGGUCUUUUGCCGGCAUUCGGAAACUUGUGCUCAACAACAGCAAAGCAUCCUGGGAAACGGUCCAUACAAUACUGCAAGAAUUGCCAGACUUGGAGGAACUCUUCCUGUGCCUUAACGACUAUAAAACAGUGUCUUGUUCUCCAGUUUGUUGCCACUCUCUCAAGCUGCUCCACAUAACUGACAAUAAUCUCAAAGACUGGACUGAAAUCCGAAAGUUGGGGAUAAUGUUUCCAUCACUGGACACGCUGGUUCUGGCCAAUAACUACCUGACAGCCAUUGAAGACUCAGAAGAUUCUCUGGCAAGGCUGUUUCCACACUUGCGAUCCAUCAGUCUGCACAAGUCAGGUCUGCAGUGCUGGGGAGACAUCGACAAACUCAAUUCUUUUCCCAAGCUCGAGGAAGUGAGGUUACUGGGCAUUCCUCUCCUUCAGCCAUACACCAAUGAGGAGCGCAGGAAGCUGGUAAUAGCCAGGUUACCAUCUAUCAAUAAGCUGAAUGGGAGUGUCAUUUUGGAAGGAGAGCGAGAGGACUCGGAGAGGUUUUUUAUUCGUUACUACAUGGACUUUCCACAAGAGGAAGCCCCUUUCAGGUAUCAUGAGCUAGUGACGAAAUACGGUAAGUUGGAAAAGCUGGCGGUGGUGGACUUGCGGCCCCAGAGCAGCGCCAAAGUCGAGGUUCACUUCAGAGACCAGGUGGAGGAGAUGACCAUACGCCUGGAUCAGACGGUAGCAGAACUAAAGAAACAAUUGAAAGCGUUGGUCCAGCUCCCGACCAGCAACAUGCAUGUCACUUACUUUGACCACGAAGCUCCUUUCGGCCCCGAGGAGAUGAAGUACAACUCGCGGGCCCUGCACUCUUACGGCAUUCGGGAUGGAGAUAAAAUCUAUGUGGACUCCAAAGCCAAAUAGCCCGCCCCCAUCUCCAGGGGGUUCACGGCCACCUCAUGUACACAAAUUGAGGACUUUCUGGAAGUGGGGGGAUUCGUUUUGGUUUGUCGUUUGAGGUUUGGUUUUCUAUACGUACCAGGUAGCUUCUCCAGCAGGCCCAGAUCCGCGAGAGGUGUGCUGCGACCCAGUGCAGAUUGCGGUGGCGGCGAAUUGUUAAGAGGAGGUGACUGACUUCAAGCGUGUGUGUGCGGCUUUUCUUUGGUUUCUCCCCAACUGCUCCAGUAUUCCUGUGAACUUAGCAUGAAAGUCUUUCUUCAAAGCUUUAAGAGGGUCCUUGCAGUCACUCAAGUCGGGGAGCUCGGGCUUUCAGGCCAUACACAGGGUACGUGUUGAAAAGGUUUUGUGUGGCUCAGUAGCCGGGCUCCAAUUACAAGUGGCAGAAUUGGUGCCCCUUCACCUGGGUGGCCUCUCAAUCUCUUUGUUCCCGGAGGGUUAGGUUGGAAGGGGGGUGUUCUAUAAGCAGUGUUUUACUAGACUUUGGUCUACUGGAUAUCCAGUGCCCUUCUGGAUUUCACUUAAGCUGAAGGAGAUCAAAACUUUGACAGGGGUUGACAUGUGCGCCUGCACACACACACACUGCGGCUUGCAGGGCACUCUGCUAAAUCACAAUCACUUGCAUAACCUUUUUGGCUUGCUGACUCUCAAGGGUGUCGUAGGGGCCAGACUAAGUGCAGAUAGUGCCAGGCAUUUAAAUGGGAGCCUCUUUGUCUCAUGGGCAAGUUCAUGUUGGUCACCCGGUCAUGUGUUCGAUCUGUUUCGUGAAGGCUCGCUCUCCACUGCUGAGAUACCUCUCUCAGCUUGCAGGCAGCUCUUAAUGGACUGUCACCAUCCUCACUGUGGCUGAAGAACCCUAAAACCCUUGCAUUUAAAAAAAACAACAGAGCAUUCUUUUAUCAUACCCUUCUUCCAAGGAGCUGUGGGUGAGGUACAUGUUUCUUCCCCCCCACACACAAAAAAAAUCUUUUUUUCUUUUAUAAUAACCCUGUGGGAGAAAAUGGCUCUCUCAAGGUCACCCAAGGAGUUUUACAGCUAACUGGCAAUCUGAACCUGAGUCUCUCAAAUCCAAGACCUAUGCUAAGCUGCAACACCGCAGUGGAAACCAAAGGCCAGGCCUUCCUCCCCGCCCAGCGUUUGCUCAUAAAUUAGCACUUUUUUAAAGCCAACGCAGAGAUGCAACAGAAGUACAGGUCCUCUGAGGUCCCUGGGGUCCUGUCUCUGCAUGAGUCAGUCUUCUAGCCUUGCCUUUUACCACUUGAAAGGUGUAUUGGAGUGGUGAGUUUUGCGGGGCCGCCACAGGUGAGCUCCUCUUACACGCCGUAGAAGCAAGCCCACCGCCCACCCCCAAAUCUUGUGAGAAGGGGCACAUGCACAAUUUACUGAGGAGUAUAGGAAACUGUCAUAAAGAGUAAAAGGCCACCCCCUGUUCUUGGAGAUGUCUUCUACCCACUUUCGUGUAGCUCAACAUCAUAUUUAUGAUUCUUAGGGGGGGGGGAAUCUAUCUUUCUUUUUUUGAAGAAUGCUUGCUUUGUAAAUCAGGCAGGGCUCUCUCCCUCAGCAGUGCCCUUCCAUGCUCAUCUGUCAGCUUGACAAGUUGAAAACUGGAGAAUCGCUCAGUUUUACACAUGUACAUUUAAAGGAGGGGAGGGAGGAAGUGGGCUUCCCAGCGCCGCCGCCCCCCCCCAGCAGUGUCGCUAAGCUCUUGUUACCCAUAAACUUUUGACCUUCCUUACUUAGCUUCUCAUGCAAGGUUUCUUUCCCAUAAUUCCUCUGUUCUCUGGUGGGAGGGCUUCUUUUUAUAUACGUACAUCUAUCCCAGAGUUUGUGCAUUUUCUUCCCCUGCGGUGUGCAAAACAAAAUCCCAGUAAUCUUAUUUUUAUUUAUAUUUAUGGUAAAAGUCUUGCCUGAACGCCAAGCGUAGAAAAGAGGGCAGGAUUUUUUAAAAAAUGCAAAUCUCCUCUCCUAUGACCAUAUAAAGAUGAGCAAUAUAGAGCAAAACAAGGCUUGCAUGUGGAAUGUGGUAGUCCAUUCUCUUUUAUUUCACUGACUCCAGUAAGAAAUAAUUACCUAUGUAUUAUGUGGAGUCAUUCCAGGACAUUGUGUUGAUGAACUGGCACUGGGCUUUAUAAGCUGAGACAGAGCUGAGGUUCUUUCCUGUCCAUUUGGGUAGCAAAGCUCCAAACCAACGCUUUGUUUAUGAUGUGUGUGUGUGGGUAUAUGUAUCUAUGUAUGUAUAUUUACACAUAACGGGAAAUGGCAAUGUUAAUAAGAUAUUUUAUUAUAAAGCAAAGUUUUAUUGAAAGAUAAGGUUGUGUAAUAAUAUUAGAUUAUUAUUUUAUCUGUGGACCUACUGUAUGAAGUAUGUUAGCCCCGUAAUCUGGGCCGCUGAAAGACUUUAGACUGUAAAGAAGUGGCCAUUUGGGUUGUGCAGAACAGUAUUUCCCAUCUUCCUCCUGCCCAUCUCCAAGCCCAAUAUUUAUACAGUAGUAACAGGAAUUUAAUGAAAUAUUUGUAACUGGUGGACAUCCGACUGCACAGGUGUCUGUGUCUUAGAAGGAAACAUUCCACAUAUUAAAAGUUUAUGAAGGCAUUCACUGAA
Podarcis muralis (Common wall lizard) is the source of this 4998-nucleotide messenger RNA. It is a transcript of the gene TBCEL, whose product is annotated as tubulin folding cofactor E like. NCBI's taxonomy places the organism in Eukaryota, Metazoa, Chordata, Lepidosauria, Squamata, Lacertidae. The record is from RefSeq and is a predicted model, not a curated record. Gene Ontology annotation, molecular function: protein binding.